AUGGAUCGUCAAAGCAUUCAAAGAAAGACAUAUGUUGGAAGAGGCGGGAACACGAAAAUGAGCAGUGGAAGGAUGAGAAGACUGUCGUGUUUGCCCUCUCGUCGCUUGAUAUGUUUUGCGGGAGGAGAGGCCAGGAAGACGCCGGAAAUGAGACUCGCCGACGUCGAAGCCGCUCUUUCUUCGAGAAAUUCCACAACUUCCCAUACUCGAACCAGAAAACUUUUGUCUGAAACGUGGCGCGAUAAUGUCGACAGUCAGGAAUUUCGCAUGCAAGCAACUUCCGGAAACUUGUUCAUCUGA
Caenorhabditis auriculariae is the source of this 300-nucleotide messenger RNA. The record is from the annotation of a GenBank genome assembly. Lineage: Eukaryota; Metazoa; Nematoda; Chromadorea; Rhabditida; Rhabditidae.